AUGGGUAAUUUAACAUUUGGAACAAUCCCCGCAACUGUUAUUUUCUCAAGGAUUUCAUUGCUUUCUUUUGUUCUGUUGGAUGUUCUUUUGUUCAUCUUCUCAAUAUUUGUGCGACUUUUUAGUGGAUUAGAGAUUUGUGUUAUUGCAAUUUUUUGUGACUUAGGCCAUGAAUUGACAAAAAGACAUUUGCAGGACAAAAUACCUAAGCCAGCAGAGCGCCUGGAACAGUCAAAUGUGGAAGAAAAAGAUCCUACCAAGGCAAAGCAGGAAAAAUUGUUGGGGACGGACAGCACCCUUGCUGUGGAGAAGACACAAUCGCCCGAGUUGUCACUCAAGGACGAUGGGACACAAGUGGAUGAGCCACAGCAAUCACCACGAGCA
Molecule: messenger RNA, 381 nt
Organism: Gongylonema pulchrum
Lineage: Eukaryota; Metazoa; Nematoda; Chromadorea; Rhabditida; Gongylonematidae
Source: the annotation of a GenBank genome assembly